AUGGAGGGCGUCCGCGUUGCCGUCGAAGGCUGUGGCCAUGGCACUCUCAAUGCCAUAUAUGACACGGUUAAGCGGUCCUCCCAAGAAAGGGGCUGGGAUGGGGUAGACCUCCUGAUUAUUGGCGGCGAUUUCCAGGCCGUCCGUAAUGCCGCAGACUUGACGGUCAUGUCCGUCCCAGCCAAGUAUCGCGAACUGGGCGAUUUCCAUGAAUACUACAGCGGGACCCGGACGGCCCCGUAUCUUACCAUCUUUGUGGCCGGCAAUCACGAGGCCGCAUCGCACCUUUGGGAGCUCUACUACGGCGGCUGGGUGGCGCCGAACAUCUACUACCUCGGCGCCGGAAACGUCGUCCGCCUGGGACCCAUCCGCAUCGCCGGCAUGAGCGGCAUCUGGAAGGGCCACGACUACAGAAAGACGCACUACGAGCGCCUGCCAUUCAAUCAGGAUUACGUCAAGAGCUUCUACCACGUCCGCGAGAUUGACGUACGCAAGCUGCUCCAGCUCAGGACGCAGGUGGAUAUCGGUAUCAGUCACGACUGGCCGCGGGCCGUCGAGCGCCACGGCAAUGAGAGGUCACUCUUCGGAAUGAAGCCUGAUUUUGAGCGCGAGUCUCGGGAAGGAACCCUGGGAAACCCUGCCGCAGAGUAUGUCAUGGACAGGCUGAGACCCCCGUACUGGUUCUCUGCACAUAUGCACUGCAAAUUCUCGGCAAUCAAGACGUAUGCUGCACCUGGGGGAUCAUCUGCUGAAGACGUCAAUACAGUCAGCGAGAGCGCUUCGGUACAAGAAACAGCACCGCCUAUGCCGGCGGAGAAUCCGGAUGAGAUUGAACUGGAUCUAGACGACGACGUUGAUGACGAAAAGACAACUGCUACUCCCCAGGAUGGCAAGAGAACCGAGGCAAGCGCUCCGAGUGACGGGAAUGGAGUCCCCGAGGAGCUCCGUGCCCAGCUACCGGCAUCAUUCGCGGCGCCGCAGCAGCAGCCUCGGACAAUACCCGGCCAGCCAGUCCCAGCGGGUAUUACGAACACGACGGUCCGUUUCCUGGCGCUGGACAAGUGUCUCCCUGGCCGCAAAUUCCUCCAGCUCUGCGAGAUCCACCCCUUCGACGCCUCCGACCUUGCCGCCCACCCCCCGAACCCAUCGGGGCCGAGAUACAGACUACAGUACGACCCGGAGUGGCUCGCCAUCACCCGCGUCUUCGCCGCGUCCCUCACGAUAGGCGACCCCGGAGCCCAGACCCCUCCCGACCUCGGCGAGGCGCACUACCUACCCCUCGUCGAGGCCGAGCGCGCGUGGGUCGAGGAAAACAUUGUGCGCAAGGGCAAACUCGACGUGCCCGAGAACUUCGCCGUCACGGCGCCCCCGCACGUCCCUGGAAGCCCCGAGAGCACCGACGCCCAGCCCAACGAGUACAGCAACCCGCAGACGGAGGCGUUCUGCGCCUUGGUCGGGGUGCCGAACCUGUGGGCGGCAAGCGAGGAGGAGAGGAGCGAGAGGAGGCAGAGGGGCCCACCGCCGUCGCAGUUCGGUGGCAGGGGAGGUGGCUUCCGAGUCUGCAGCCAUCAACAGCUCGAGGCAGUGUUCGACUGGAAUAUCCAUGUCUGGCACAUCUUCCUUGUCUCGGUUCCUGUACCAGUAGUGGAGAUAUUCCACGACCUUCUCAAGGACAAUGCCACUGCUAAGAGUUAA
Molecule: messenger RNA, 1692 nt
Organism: Phialemonium atrogriseum
Lineage: Eukaryota; Fungi; Ascomycota; Sordariomycetes; Cephalothecales; Cephalothecaceae
Product: putative lariat debranching enzyme protein
Exons: 4
Coding region: 1-1692 (563 amino acids)
Biological process (GO): mRNA splicing, via spliceosome
Cellular component (GO): nucleus
Molecular function (GO): RNA lariat debranching enzyme activity
Source: RefSeq, a predicted model, not a curated record